AUGGGCUUUUUCGGUUCUGGGAGGGAGCCUGCCCCUCCGCCGACCGUACCAACGGACACCAUCAUCCCUUUCCAUUACUGGGAUGACGACCACCAUACGCGAGGCCUCUCCUUCGACGUCACUUUCCGCUUCGAUGACAUCCUGGACCAUGAAAAGCUUCAGCGUGCUCUAUCCCGGUUAUUGGAACUAGGAGACUGGCGCAAACUCGGUGCUCGAAUCCGCAGGAAUGCAGAGGGAGGACUAGAGUACCACGUUCCACAACGUUUCGACGACAAUCGGCCUGGCUUUGCAUACUCCACAGUCACUUAUGACACAAAGGUGGCCGACCAUCCACAAGCAUCGCGAUUAGCUCAACCUCACCGUCUUGAUGCCGCUGGUCGCCCCUCUGUUUUCAAUGUCACAUAUACAGCUACACCAGAGUUCCGAUCCUUUAUCCGGACUCCAGACUUCCCCGAUCGCUUGGAAGGUUGGCUAUGUUCAGACAGUCCCCAGCUGGGAGUUCGCAUCAUCGCCUUCCAAGACGCAACCCUCAUGACCGUUUCUUUCCUUCAUAGUUUGAUGGACAUGAUGGGCCUCAAUGCCGUCCUAGACGCCUGGAGUGCAGUGCUUCGCGGACAAGAAGAUGAAGUCAAGCCUUUUGUGGGAUUUUCUCACGAUCCACUAGCCGGCCUCGCUGAGACAAAGAACAAACCGCUGCAAAAAUACGUCUUUGCCAACACGUUGCUCAUCGGUUGGACAUGGUUGGUGUUCGCAUUGCGGUAUAUUUUUACGGUUGAGCUGUUCUGGCAACACCGGGAGGAAGAACGGGUCAUUUUCUUGCCCGCAAAAUACUUGCAACGGAUGCGAGAUAAGGCGAUGGAGGAACUUGCAUCGCAGAAAACCAGCGACAGCGACAAACCCCUGUUCAUCAGUGAGGGGGACAUCCUAUUUGCCUGGUGGGCGCGCGUCGUUCUUCGAGCCGAAAAACCUUCCCCCAGCCGCACGGUUAAUAUGCGGAAUACAUACUGCUGCCGAUCAAUCUUAGCAGAGCUUGGUCAUAUACCAUCCGCUUCAUGUGCAUUGGUAACCAAUGCCGUAUUCGCAACUCUGACCUUCCUUUCCGUCCGCCAGGUUCUCGAAGAACCUCUCAGCUUCACCGCAUCUGAAGUCCGCAAGUCUCUGAUACAGCAACGGAACGCCGAACAACUCCAGGCACUGGACGCCAUCCAAAGAGAUACUCUCGACAACGCGCAUCAUCCAGUCCUAUUCGGAAAUCCCAGUAUGUACACGAUCAUGAUAUCUAACUGGGUCAAAGCGAAACUGUUCGAGGUUGAUUUCUCCGCCGCAGUCGAACGAGAAGGAAUGACAGCGCACAAGCGAAGUAAUCAGCUGGGCAGACCAUCUAGUAUCCAGGGAACCGGGACCAAAGGCUAUGCAACCCGAAAUACAGGCGUGGUGAUUGGAAAAGACGCUACCGGUAAUUAUUGGUUGUUGUAUUCUCUGCGGAAAGGAGUUUGGCCGGAUGUAGAGCGACAACUCUUAUCCAUGUCCGACGAAGAUGCGAUAUAG
Messenger RNA from Aspergillus thermomutatus, 1548 nucleotides. RefSeq names its product acetyltransferase sphE. The transcript has a single exon. The record is from RefSeq and is a predicted model, not a curated record. The coding region runs from base 1 to 1548 and encodes 515 amino acids. NCBI's taxonomy places the organism in Eukaryota, Fungi, Ascomycota, Eurotiomycetes, Eurotiales, Aspergillaceae.